CAUCGCUUAGAAACGGCCGACGGAUAAUCGCCAGACGAGAGAGUUGAGUGAAUUCAUGCUGAAGGGGGAGAGUGCUGGAGGUAGACUAGUGCCUGGAGCUUUGUGUUUGUGUAGGUGCUUCAGCAUCAGGGGUUCUAAUCUGGCUAUCUGACGAGCUCAGUGUCAUUACCACAUGAACAGAGGUUGCUGUGCUUCAUGGACAACAGUGAUCUCCCCUGUGUGAACCUACCCACAGUGCAAAUCACAGCCACAUCCUGUCCCACCUCGACAGAUUCACCUUGACUGUUUCACCUUGACUCACCACUCGUGUUCCCUCAUCUUCUCAUUCCUGGACUUCUCCACCGCAGUGCCAACUUUUUACCAUCUGGUCCCUAAAAGAGCUGGGAUGAUGCCAGACCUGCGCACCUCCAUUACCCAUAUAAGCCAGGGCUAAUCAGCAGCGCCUCCACGCACCCCUUCACACUUUGGCCGGCGAGAUGAGCGACAGGAGCUGGGUGUGUCUGAGCCCAGCCGAGUUCUCCCAGCUGCAGCAGUACAGCGAGUAUUCUUCUAAGAAGCUGAAGGAUGUUUUGGAGGAAUUUCAUGGAAACGGUGUGCUCUCCAAAUAUAACCCAGAGCAGAAGCAAGAUGUUCUUAACCAACCUAUCGACUACGAGGGCUUUCAGCUCUUCAUGACCACCUACUUAGAGAAUGACAUCCCUGAGGAACUGUGCCAACACCUCUUUACAUCAUUUAAGAGUAAGACUGGAGAAAGCGGGUUCCCUGAUGGCCCCCACUCCGGAACAGCUCUGCUUGGGAUGAAUGGGAAGAGUAUUUUGAGUGCAAUGGUGAGACAUUCAUCGGAACACUCAUCUGGCAUUGUGCCAGGCUCAGGUGCCACCACCUCACCAUGUUCCUCCCGCUCCUCGUCAGAGCGCUCAGGCACGGGGAAUCACACUCCUCAUCGCUCACCUAGUGCCCAGUACAAAAACCCAGCGGGUAGCAGCAGCAACGCUCUGGCACCAACCAACAGUGCCAGCUCCCCUCGAAUCUCCCAAGAGCUAAGUCAAUCAGACAAGAGAGUUUCUCUAAAGAGAAGUCCAUCCCCUCAGAAGAGUUCCACCAUGUCCUCUCCACUAGUCGUCUUCCUGAAGGACAUAGUAUGUUACCUGUCUCUGCUGGAGCGAGGGACCCCAGAGGACAAGCUAGAGUUUAUGUUCCGGCUCUAUGACACAGACGGAAACGGCCUCUUGGACAGCUCAGAACUUGAUCGUAUCAUCAACCAGAUGGUCCAUGUAGCAGAAUAUCUGGAAUGGGAUUCAACAGAGCUGCGGCCGAUUCUAAAGGAGAUGAUGGAGGAGAUUGACUAUGAUCGGGAUGGAACAGUAACACUAGAGGAGUGGAUCAGAGGAGGAAUGACCACUAUACCCCUUUUGGUAUUGCUGGGAAUGGAGACGAAUGUACAAGAAGACGGGCAGCAUGUGUGGAGACUAAAGCACUUCAACAAGCCAGCGUACUGCAACUACUGUCACACUAUGCUGUUAGGAGUUCGAAAACAAGGCCUUUGCUGCUCACUAUGCAAGUACACAGUCCAUGAGCGCUGUGUGUCCAAAGACAUUGCUGCCUGCAUCAGCACCUAUGCCAAGUCUCGCAGACACACUAACGCUAUGCAGCAUGUCUGGAUGGAGGGAAAUUCACCAACCAAAUGUGAUCGAUGUCACCGAAGUAUCAAAUGCUAUCAGGGACUUACAGGCCUUCAUUGUGUUUGGUGUCAAAUCACUCUACAUAACAAGUGUGCAUCACAUGUGAAGUCAGACUGUGAUGGUGGGGCAUUGAAGGACCAUACCCUAUUGCCAUCUUAUAUUUGCCCUGUUGUACUGGACCGUCACUCUGUAGUAAAAAGAGGAGAGGGUGAGUCGUCCCCGAGUACCAGUCCUGAUGAUUCCACCCAGUGCUUCAAGUUCACAGGAGAUGGUCAAGCCCUGCAGAUUACUCCACUCCCUGGAACACAUCCUCUGUUGGUGCUGGUUAACCCGAGGAGUGGUGGACGACAGGGAGAAAGAGUGUUGCGGAAAUUCCAGUAUCUGCUCAACCCCAGACAGGUGUAUAGUCUGGAUCGCGGAGGACCCAUGGCAGGACUAAACUUCUUCCGUGAUGUUCCUGAUUUUCGAGUUUUAGCCUGUGGAGGAGAUGGAACAGUGGGCUGGAUCUUGGAUUGCAUUGAUAAGGCUAAUUUUGCCCGUCACCCUCCUGUAGCCAUUCUACCACUGGGUACUGGAAAUGACCUGGCACGAUGCCUGCACUGGGGUGGAGGCUAUGAGGGAGGUAAUCUUCUCAAGUUUCUGAAAGAUAUUGAGCACAGCACUGAGGUGGUUUUGGACCGCUGGACCAUCGAUAUCACUCCUGAUGACAAAGAGGAGAAGGGAGACCCUGUACCCUACAGCAUUGUGAAUAACUACUUCUCUAUUGGCGUGGAUGCAUCGAUAGCUCACAGAUUUCAUUUAAUGAGGGAGAAACAUCCUGAAAAGUUCAACAGCAGAAUGAAAAAUAAGCUCUGGUAUUUUGAAUUCGGCACCACAGAGACGAUCUCGGCCACCUGCAAGAAGCUGAAUGAGAGUGUUGAAGUAGAGUGUGACGGCAUCAUCCUAGACCUCAGCAACACGUCUCUGGAGGGCAUCGCUGUGCUUAACAUUCCCAGCAUGCACGGUGGCUCCAACCUGUGGGGCGAGACCAAAAAGAGACGCAACUACAACCGCAUGAGCAAAAAACUACCAGAGAGAAUGUGCGUCAGCACUGUUACCGAUGCCAAGGAGCUCAAAUUCUGUGUGCAAGAUCUCAGUGACCAGUUGCUAGAGGUGGUUGGCUUGGAAGGGGCAAUCGAGAUGGGCCAGAUCUACACAGGUCUCAAGAGUGCCGGUCGACGUCUUGCCCAGUGUGCCAGUGUCACCAUCAGGACAUCCAGACUGCUACCUAUGCAGAUUGAUGGGGAGCCCUGGAUGCAGCCUCCCUGCACGGUACAAAUUACACACAAGAAUCAAGUGCCAAUGUUGCUUGGCCCCCCACAGAAAAAACCUUUCUUCUACUUCAAGAAUCGCAACAGAAGUCGGGACUAAUGGAAUCACACUCUUCCUGCCACGAUAGCACCCACAUUUACCAAGUUCACCAUUCUGGACAUCUGUGGGAUGAACUAGUACACCAGGACAUCUCUUCUGAGAUGAACAAAAAACUCUUAUCUUAAUCUUGCAUGGACCAAGGACUCUAAGUAGCCCAACAUUUAGAGGCUACAGUGACUGAUCGAGCC
Messenger RNA from Trichomycterus rosablanca, 3280 nucleotides. RefSeq names its product diacylglycerol kinase beta (gene dgkg). The record is from RefSeq and is a predicted model, not a curated record. Lineage: Eukaryota; Metazoa; Chordata; Actinopteri; Siluriformes; Trichomycteridae. Gene Ontology annotation, biological process: lipid phosphorylation; diacylglycerol metabolic process; intracellular signal transduction. Gene Ontology annotation, cellular component: plasma membrane. The coding region runs from base 477 to 3092 and encodes 871 amino acids. Gene Ontology annotation, molecular function: calcium ion binding; ATP-dependent diacylglycerol kinase activity. The transcript has 26 exons.